AUGGUGGACUUUGAAGACAUUUUCUCCUUUGAGAUCUUCUUCAUCAUCCUUAGAGAAUCUUUGGAAAUUAUCAUUAUUGUCUCAAUCUUAUUAGCAUUCUUGAAACAAUCAUUGAUUUUACAUCAUUCAAGAGAUAGUGUUGCAUCUAGCUCUGAUGAAUUGAAUAACGAAGAAGUGGAUUUACUUCUAGAUCAACAAGAUGGUGCAGGUGCAGGUGCUACUACUAGAUACCCAGAUGAUAAUGUUGAAGGACUUACAGAGACUGGUGAAAAAUUAUAUAAACAAUUUAGACUACAGAUUUGGUCUGGUAGUUUAUUAGGAUUAUUCGUAUCAUUAAUCAUUGGUGGUAUCUUCAUUACUGUUUUCUAUUUAAUUGGUACUGAUUUAUGGUCUUUAAGUGAACAUUAUUAUGAAGGUUCUUUAAGUUUACUUGCAUCUGUUGUUAUUUCAAUUAUGGGUUUAUUCUUCCUAAGAUUAUCAAAAUUAAAAGAAAAAUUUAGAGUUAAAUUAGCAAAUAUAUUAAUAAAUAAAACUCCUGAACAAAUUGCAAGUGACAAAAGAUCAAAAUUCAAGAUAUAUGCUGAAAAAUAUGCGUUAUUUAUUUUACCAUUCAUUACAUGUUUAAGAGAAUCUUUAGAAGCUUUUGUCUUUAUUGGAGGUGUUGGUGUUGGUCAACCAUUAAGUACAUUACCAUUAUCAUCAAUCUUAGGUAUUGCAGUAAGUGCAAUUGUUGGUGUUUCUUUAUAUAAAAGAACUGAAUCUUUUUCAUUAAAAGUUUUUUUAAUUUCAACAACAUGUUUACUUUAUUUAAUUGCAGCUGGUCUUUUCUCAAAAGGUAUAUGGCAAUUUGAAUUACAAAGAUAUAUCAAUUUAUGUCAUGGUCAAGAUAUGUCAGAAGUUGGUUCUGGUCCUGGUUCAUAUGAUGUAACAAAUUCAGUAUGGCAUGUUAAUUGUUGUAAUGGUGAAAUGGAUGGAUUAUGGAUGCUUUUCACUGCAAUCUUUGGUUGGACAAAUAGUGCAACUUAUGGUUCAGUAAUAAGUUAUAUUGUUUAUUGGAGUAUUAUAAUUUUCACAUUAAAAAAUUUACAAUUUGAAGAAACAAAUGGUUAUUUCCCAUGGGUACCAAUUAAAUUUCAGAAAAAAAGAUUAUUGAAAAAAUAUAAUUUCUUAAAAGAUCGUCAAAAAAUUUCAAAUAAAAAUACUUAUAUUUCAAGUCAUUUAUUAUCAAAUAAUCAAUAA
Hansenula ciferrii is the source of this 1239-nucleotide messenger RNA. It is a transcript of the gene FTH1, whose product is annotated as Fth1p. The transcript has a single exon. Gene Ontology annotation, molecular function: ferrous iron transmembrane transporter activity. Gene Ontology annotation, cellular component: high-affinity iron permease complex; fungal-type vacuole membrane; plasma membrane. The record is from RefSeq and is a predicted model, not a curated record. Gene Ontology annotation, biological process: iron ion transmembrane transport. Bases 1 to 1239 code for a protein of 412 amino acids. Lineage: Eukaryota; Fungi; Ascomycota; Saccharomycetes; Phaffomycetales; Wickerhamomycetaceae.